GUAGGGGACCUGGGGUACCGGAAGAUCCCCAUAGUGAUCCCUCUGGUGGGUUACCUGGUCUCCAGAGGGGUCCUACUCCUGGUCCUGGUGAUGGAGCUCCCGAUAGAGGCUAUGUUCGGCGGGGUCGUGGUCCACGGACUCAGCGGCGGGUUCUGCUCCUACUGGGCCGGGGUCAUGACCCUGGUGUCGCUCACCUCCACCGAGGAGGACCGCUCUCUCCACAUGAUGCACAUCGAGCUGGUCUACGGAGUAGCCGGUCUCAUCGGUAGUCUAGCGUCUGGGCACCUCUUCCAGUUAUGCAAUGUGGACUUUAAACAAGGGACUGUGUUAGUGAGCCUGAGCAUCUUGCUCUACUUUGUGUGCCUCAUCUACACAACGUUUGUAUUUCUAAUGCCAAGUAUCUUGCCAAGCGCACAAGAGCGCAACGAGACCAGCGGGAUCAUCGACGUGCAAUAUUCCAGGAAUAUUCUGAACAUUCUGCUUCUUUUUGCGGGUGGGAUUCUAUAUGACAUGGCGGUGGGAGGAGGGAUGGAGAUACUGGUGACCUUUGAGAUGAAGGAGCCCCUGAACUGGAACGCGACCCAGGUGGGUUACGGUAACGCCGCCGGGUUCAUGGUGUUCCUGACGAGCUUCCUGGGUGUCAUGGUCAUGUCCAGGUGGGUGAGUGAAGUCACCCUCAUCAUCAUCGGCAUGGUGUCCUUCGCUGGCGGGAUCUACUUCAUGGCCUUCGUCACGACAACAUACAUGUUCUAUAUGGGGAUCACCCUCAUCUCACUGCAGCUGUCCUUUAAGAUGGCCAGCCUGGUCUAUACCCCCGUCUACACCAAGGUUUACCAGGCUACGCUGGACUGGUUCCCUGGGUUCGUCUUCACCCUUUCCAGCAUCAUCACAGUCCUCGCCACCAUACCUGUCAGCGUGGUGGGCUGCAGAGCUGGCCGGGGUGACGGUUAUGAGAGGAUCCCGGGGGACUGAGAGUGAUGAUGAUGUCAUCGUGUCACCUUCUCAGGCUAUGAGACAAUACUAGGGAGACUGUGAAUGUUGGGGAAACUGCACUAUAACGAGCCUUGGAUUGAAUCCCAUCCUGAGACUGAGCCAAUGGACGUGAACUGACAGGGCAUUACUGUUGACUGGUCCACUGCCUGAUGUUCUCCAGAGGUUGACUGGUCCACUGCCUGAUGUUCUCCAGAGGUUGACUGGUCCACUGCCUGAUGUUCUCCAGAGGUUGACUGGUCCACUGCCUGAUGUUCUCCAGAGGUUGACUGGUCCACUGCCUGCUCCCCAUGGUUGACUGGUCCACUGCCUGAUGUUCUCCAGAGGUUGACUGGUCCACUGCCUGCUCCCCAUGGUUGACUGGUCCACUGCCUGAUGUUCUCCAGAGGUUGACUGGUCCACUGCCUGCUCCCCAUGGUUGACUGGUCCACUGCCUGAU
Molecule: messenger RNA, 1429 nt
Organism: Coregonus clupeaformis (lake whitefish)
Lineage: Eukaryota; Metazoa; Chordata; Actinopteri; Salmoniformes; Salmonidae
Product: thymic stromal cotransporter homolog
Exons: 4
Biological process (GO): transmembrane transport
Cellular component (GO): membrane
Molecular function (GO): transmembrane transporter activity
Source: RefSeq, a predicted model, not a curated record